AUGGCACGGAAAAGCGCGAGCAUAAGUUCGUCCACGAGGUUGCAGCUGCUCGUUCGGUUGCUGCUGGCGGGGCUCGUUCUGCUGGUCAUCGUGGGCCAAACGGUGGUCGAAGGUGGAAGCGUUGGUAGUUGGGACGACGGUUCGGACGAGCUGUUCGAGGAGGAAAGUUUGGAGCAAGAUGUCAGCAGUGCGAGCGAAAAAGUGACCAUCGCCGACGAACAGCAGGAAACGACCACCGUGGAACCGGUGUCCGCUGGCCCGGAAGGGACGACGCUUGGGUACAACGCCGUGGCCACCACGCCCAAGAUAGUGAAGACGGUGAAGAAGCUUAGCCGCUACGAGCAAGGGCUGGAGGACUACGACGAGGCGGCGGACCGGGCGGAACGGGAGCAGAAGGAGCAGGCGGCCGACCAGCAGUACAACAAUAUGCUGAAACCGAUGCUGACAUUAUUCAACGUGAUAAGCACCGUUUUAUCGUCCGGAAGAUCAAUGCGCUCGACCGUGGCCACCGCCGACGGUGGCAAUAAAAACGAGAACAUCACUUUGGCCGCCGGAAAAUCAACAAGCGGCGGAGAUAAUGAAAAUGCGCUGGCCACCGUUGAGGGCCGCUACAUCAAGGGAGAUCCGCUCAACGGUUACUACGAUUUCGUGAUCAGCGAGGGAUCGUACAAGUUUUGGGCCGUAUUUCAGCUUGUGACGGCCGCGGUCGUUAUUUACUCGACGCUGACCGCCAUCUACUACUCGAAAGUGGCUCCACUAACGUCCGAUUACGACUACAUCGACUACCUGAACGGUGGUCGCUCGUUCGCUGGCGCACGGCCAGCGGAUGCAACGUCACGAACGGGGGCCAGUGGUGGCGGGCGGGCGGCUGGAUGGAGCUGGGACAGUUUGUCCACCGGCACGUGGUUUGGACCGGCGGCCCAAGCGUUCACGAUUGUGAUGGAUGCCAUCGAACGGCAGCCCAAAUGA
Messenger RNA from Anopheles coustani, 969 nucleotides. RefSeq lists its product as uncharacterized. The record is from RefSeq and is a predicted model, not a curated record. The coding region runs from base 1 to 969 and encodes 322 amino acids. The transcript has 4 exons. Lineage: Eukaryota; Metazoa; Arthropoda; Insecta; Diptera; Culicidae.